Messenger RNA from Myotis brandtii (Brandt's bat), 1606 nucleotides. RefSeq names its product 2'-5'-oligoadenylate synthase 1. Gene Ontology annotation, cellular component: membrane; cytosol; nucleoplasm. Gene Ontology annotation, molecular function: double-stranded RNA binding; 2'-5'-oligoadenylate synthetase activity. Bases 1 to 1212 code for a protein of 403 amino acids. The record is from RefSeq and is a predicted model, not a curated record. The transcript is spliced from 7 exons. NCBI's taxonomy places the organism in Eukaryota, Metazoa, Chordata, Mammalia, Chiroptera, Vespertilionidae. Gene Ontology annotation, biological process: defense response to virus; negative regulation of viral genome replication; regulation of ribonuclease activity.
AUGCAUCUCAUCAAAGAAACGAAACCCAGGGCAGCUCAGACCUGGGCGACAGAAGAGAAAGGAAACCCAGGGCAGCUCAGACCUGGGCCACAGAAGAGAGAGACCCCGGAGGUUUCCUUCAGCCCCUGGCUCUUCCUGUCCCUGCCCAGCAUCACAAUGUGGUCGCUCCAAGCGAUCGUAGCCACAGAUCUCCAAGUGAUCCCAGCCAAGGAUCUGGACAGGUUCAUCGAACACCACCUCCUGCCAGACACUGCUUUCCGAACGCAGGUCAAGCAAGCCAUUGACAUCAUCUGCAGUUUCCUGAAGGAGAGGUGUUUCCUCCGAGAUAGAGUCCGGGUGUCGAAGGUUGUAAAGGGCGGCUCCUCGGGCAAAGGCACCGCUCUCAAAGACCGGUCUGACGCCGACCUCGUCGUCUUCCUCAGCCCCCUCAUAAGUUUUCAGGAGCAGUUUGAUCGCCGAGGAGAGUUCAUCCAGGAAAUCAGAACACAGCUGGAAGCAUGUCAGCAAGAGAGAAGGUUUACCGUGAACUUCGAGGUCCAACCUAAAUUUCGGAACCCCCGCGCACUGAGCUUCACGCUCAAGAGCCAUUCUUCCCAGGCGGAGGUGGAGUUUGAUGUGCUGCCCGCCUAUGAUGUCCUGGGUCAGGUGACGGAGUCCUACAGACCUGACCCCGACGUCUAUGUCAGGCUCAUCCGAGAGUGCGAGAGACUGGGGAAGGAGGGCGAGUUCUCCCCCUGCUUCACGGAGCUGCAGCGGGCCUUCCUGAAGCAGCGCCCGGCCAAGCUCAAGAGCCUCAUCCGCCUGGUCAAGCACUGGUACCAAAAGUGUAAGGAGAAGCUUGGACAGUCCCUGCCGCCUCAGUACGCGCUGGAGCUCCUGACCGUCUACGCUUGGGAGCGUGCAGGCCGGGAAACGGACUUCAUCACAGCGCAGGGAUUUCGGACGGUCUUGGAGCUAGUCAUGAACUACCAGCAGCUUUGCAUCCACUGGACACAGUAUUACGACAGUUCACAUCCUGUGAUUGGUCCAUACCUGCGGAGGCAGCUCCAGAAACCCAGGCCUGUGAUUCUGGACCCAGCGGACCCUACAGGAAACGUCGCUGGUGGAAAGCCAGAACGCUGGGAGCCGCUGGCGAGAGAGGCUAGGGUCUGGAUGACGUACCCAUGCUUUCACAAAGGAGAUGGGUCUCCAGUGGGCUCCUGGAACAUAUAGGCCUAAGGAGGCAGCGAAGAUGCCUGGGUAACAUCUGCUCUCAAGACACAUCAGCUCCCCGAUGGUGCACAGCGCCCUGGGUCCUUUCCCGCGGCAUUCACCAGGCAGAGUGCCCCUCCCCGGGCGGAAGAGAACGGAGCACCCACUCACCUUUCAGAUGCAAACCAGCCAAUCAGAGCCCAGACUCCCACUUACCCAGGGCAGGUCCCAGACGACUGGGCACGGCCCCACACUCCAGAGUCCACUGGAAUUCUUCGCACUGGCCCAUCCUAGGCCUGCUUACCCCGCUUGCCUUUCCCGUGGGAACUAUGAUAAAGGUUCUUUUUUUGGUUAAUCCUCACCCACAGAUAUUUUUCCAUUGAUUUUUAGAGACCGUGGAAGGGAAGGGAGAGAC